Molecule: messenger RNA, 949 nt
Organism: Stylophora pistillata
Lineage: Eukaryota; Metazoa; Cnidaria; Anthozoa; Scleractinia; Pocilloporidae
Product: peptide deformylase, mitochondrial
Biological process (GO): peptidyl-methionine modification; N-terminal protein amino acid modification
Cellular component (GO): mitochondrion
Molecular function (GO): peptide deformylase activity
Source: RefSeq, a predicted model, not a curated record
GGAAGCCAUCGAUGCGUGCAGCUUAUUCCAAACUUCCUAAGGUUAUGGUUCUCUCUCUCACGAAUCUUUAUCAGUUAGGAUCUUUUUACGCUCCACAUCUUAUCAAAGCUCGACAAGUUUCAAAAUGGAUUCCUAGCUCAAUCAGGAAACUCCUCAAACUAGACGGCUUACAGGCUCGACAAAUCGGCGAUCCUACACUUCGACAACGGGCAGAGACUGUGGACAUCUCAACUGUUCGUUCUCCCGAGUUCAAGCAGAUGGUAGAGCGAAUGUUCAAAGUUAUGAGAAAGGCUAACGUUUCGUCCAUCUCUGCGCCACAGAUUGGAAUAAGACUUCGAGUGAUUGCUCUUGAAAAAACCGCCAAGCAAAUCAAAGAGUUGAAGGAAGCAGAUGUUACCGAUCAAGACAUCAAAACGUUUGGAAUUGUCAAGAUUCCUCCGACAGUUUUAAUCAACCCUAAGUACAAAAUAAUUGAUUCUACUUUAGUUACAUUACGCGAGAACUGUGUUAGCUUAAAAGGCUAUUCGGCUCUCGUUCCACGAGCUAAAGAAAUCGAAGUUUCUGCACUUGAUAGAGAAGCUCGGCCUGUCACGUGGAGGACUGUGGGAUGGCCACCUAGAUUGAUUCAACACGAGGUUGAUCAUCUUAAUGGAAAGCUAUUUGUGGACUCCAUGCUUCCCGAAACAUUGAUGGAUGAUAACUGGAGAUCUUUUACUAGGAAAUGAUUUGGAGGAUGAGUGUUAAUGUAAACAAUGACAGCUGAUUCUAAACCAGGGUAGCACUUUGGUUAGACUUCUCUAUCAGCAUAUUUAACUCCCAAGAUCUAGUUAUCAAUUCUCCACACUGUAAUUUGGUUAUAACAACCAAGUUUAAAUUGUGAAUUGGACACCAUAAAGAAUUUAAAUUUAAAUUAAAAAGCUGAUGUUUCAAGCAUUAGCCCUUCGUUAGC